Schizophyllum commune H4-8 is the source of this 700-nucleotide messenger RNA. RefSeq lists its product as uncharacterized. The record is from RefSeq and is a predicted model, not a curated record. The transcript has 3 exons. The coding region runs from base 159 to 638 and encodes 159 amino acids. NCBI's taxonomy places the organism in Eukaryota, Fungi, Basidiomycota, Agaricomycetes, Agaricales, Schizophyllaceae.
CACUCACACGAAAGGGUGCCUAGCGUGUUCUCGUCCCGUAAUGGCGUCGCAACGCGGAGGACGUUUGAAUUCACAGAACAUCCUUCUCAGAAAGCCGUCGAUCGUGGGGGAGUGACGGUGAUGGUACCCAGGUCUGUUUACAUACGUCGUUGAUCCCGAUGGGCGGUGUCUUGGCCAAAGAAAAUCCUCCCCAAAUUGGUGCUGUUGCCAUGUGUCGCGUGUUCUCACCUUCGCCAGGUCUCCUUACUCAAACUAACGCCUUUGGCAUGCGCUCGAAGCUUUCAGGCCACGACAAACCGCGUAAGUCAGCGGGAAUUUCAGAAGAGCACAUCUCUCAGGGCGCCGUUGAUCCCGAUGUACGUUGGAUUAUCGCGCCCCUCAUGCUAGUGCGUCGCCCACUUGGUCAUCGUGCCGUGUGCUGUAAGUUUUGCAAGGUGGUAAGCGUGUUCACGCGAUGCGGGGGGUCGCUAUUGGCCCAUGUAACCGCCUCUCGGGAAGGCGCAGACGACGAAUACGCAGGGUGGAACCUGGAACGCACGUCAGCUGCGCCUCAUGCGCGCUACCCAGCAUGCUUGAUCAACCUCAUAUGGUGCGCCAACCUCAAUCGGGCGAUCAGCUAUGGGUCACCGGCACUUUGAGCCGGCGUAGUGUCCUCACUGGGACGAUCCCCUGCGCGCGCGGGACGGCAAUGUCCGCCAAA